Molecule: messenger RNA, 1064 nt
Organism: Manihot esculenta (cassava)
Lineage: Eukaryota; Viridiplantae; Streptophyta; Magnoliopsida; Malpighiales; Euphorbiaceae
Product: protein LURP-one-related 15
Exons: 3
Coding region: 94-741 (215 amino acids)
Source: RefSeq, a predicted model, not a curated record
UCACGACAAAUGCAUGAUCCGUCCCUCUGAGAGGUAUAUAACCAAAGCAUAAGGGGAGGACCAGUAUUAUCUGUCGAGCCUUGUUGAGGAAUUAUGAAUUCGGGGCAGAGCAACCCAACUCCAGCGAUGACAAGUAGCCAGCCACUGGAGAAACCAGUGGUGGUGAUAGGGCCACAGUUCCUGGCGCAGUAUCCGGUGGAUCUCACUAUCGCCAGCAAGCUCUUGACUCUUGGAGAAAAUAAUUUUUCAGUCACUGACGUCAACGGCACUCUUAUUUUCAAGUUGAAGAGCAAGCUCUUAAGCAUCCACGACCGUCGUUUUCUGCAAGACGCCGCCGGCAAAACCCUUGCCACUCUCCGGCAGAAGAUAGCGACUGCCCAUCGGAGGUGGGAGGUUUUCAGAGGAGAGAGCACAGACGCUAAAGAUCUGCUUUUCAGUGCCAAGAAAUCAUCAAUAAUCCAAUUCAAGACGGGAUUAGAUGUAUUCUUAGGCAGUAAUACAUCAGAAAAUGUUCCUGAUUUCAAGAUCAAAGGAACUUGGAAGGAGAGAUCCUGCACAAUAUAUCUUGGAGAGUCCAAUACCAUCAUUGCACAAAUGUACAGGAGACACACUGUGAAGACGGCUCUGUUGGAUGCAGACAACUUUGCUGUGACAGUGUAUCCUAAUGUGGAUUAUGCCUUCGUGGUGGCUCUUGUGGUUGUUCUUGAUGAGAUCAACGAUGACCGCAGGGGAGAUGAUUAAAUAUUAAUAUCAUUUGUGUAUGUUAUUAUGGAAUUCCCCAACUAGCUAUGGAAAUAAAAGUGGGUUGUGCUCUGGAUUGCAGAAAAGUUCUGGUAAGAACAUGUAAUCUCAUGUCUAGUUAUGAUUAACUUGAAUGGGUGUAUCAUGUAUGUUAGGAUUUAGCUUGAAUUGCGUGCAUUUGAAAUAAGUGGUGUUGUCGUUGGCCUUUAAAAGAGUGUAAAUGAGUUGACAGAGGUUUGAAGUGCUCAACCGUUAAAUUUUUGUUCAGCUCUAGCUCCGGUUUAAAAAAGCUGGAUACGUGUUAAUGAGAGAGUUUCAUUCUA